This is a messenger RNA of Lolium perenne, 1539 nucleotides long. Its product is annotated as putrescine hydroxycinnamoyltransferase 1. NCBI's taxonomy places the organism in Eukaryota, Viridiplantae, Streptophyta, Magnoliopsida, Poales, Poaceae. Gene Ontology annotation, molecular function: acyltransferase activity, transferring groups other than amino-acyl groups. The record is from RefSeq and is a predicted model, not a curated record.
UCCUUGCAGUUUGCAGCUCCACAAACAUAGCAUUGCUCGCUCGUUGACCUCAGAGCCACAAGCAUAGCACCGCUCUCCUUUGAGAUCGAUGGAGACCAAGGUGGAGCUGCAGGAGUCGACGCUGGUGGCGCCCAGCGAGCAGACGCCGCGGCACGGGCUGUGGCUCUCCAACUUCGACGUCACCGCCGCCAGGACGCACACGGCGCUCGUCUACUACUACCCGGCUCCGGCUCCCACCACCGGCUUCUUCUCGCCGGAUCGCCUCAGGGCGGCGCUCGCCAAGGCGCUCGUGCCCUUCUACCCGCUUGCCGGCCGCCUCGGCAGGGACGAGGACGGGCGGCUGCAGGUCGACUGCCAUGGUGAGGGCGCGCUCUUCGUCGUCGCAACGGCCGACUGCGCCGGGGAGGACAUCUUCGGCAACUUCGUGCCCUCGCCAAAAAUCAGACAGGCGUUCGUUCCCGUCGUGCCGUCCGGCGAGCCGCCCUGCGUCAUGUCCAUGUUUCAGGUGACCUUUCUCAAGUGCGGCGGAGUGGUGCUCGGCACGGCGAUCCACCAUGCGCUCAUGGACGGCAUCGCCGCCUUCCACUUCAUCCAGACGUGGUCCGGCCUGGCGCGUGGCCUCUCCCUCUCCGAGGCGUGCCCCUCUCCGCCCUCUCACGACCGCACGCCCCUCCGCGGCCGGUCGCCGCCGCACGCCGACUUCGACCACCUCGCCUACUCCUCGGCGUACCUCACCGGCCCUACGCGCCCCUCCAACACCAUCGUCUACUCCGUCUCCCCGAAGCUCCUCGCUGACCUCAAGUCCAGGUGCGCGCCGGGGGUGUCCACCUACGGCGCUGUCACGGCUCACCUCUGGCGCUGCAUGUGCGUGGCGCGCGGGCUGGCGCCGGGCUCCGACACCCGGCUCCGCGUGACCGUCAACGUCCGCCACCGCCUGCAGCCGCCGCUGCCGCGCCACUUCUCGGGGAACGCCAUCCUGCGCGACCUCGUCACCGUCAAGGUGGCCGACGUCCUGGCCCAGCCCUACCCCGGGUACGUCGCCGACGCGGUGAGGAAGUCGCUGGACGGCGUGAACGACGCGCACGUGCGGUCGGUGAUCGACUACCUGGGGAUGGAGUCCGAGAAGGGCACCUUGGAGGCGGCGCCGUGGCAGCUCCUGCCGGAGUCGGACCUGUGGGUGACGGGCUGGCUGGGGCUGCCCAUGUACGACGCCGACUUCGGGUGGGGCACGCCUCGGCUGGUGGCGCCCGCGCAGAUGUUCGGCACCGGCAUGGCGUACGUGAUGCAGCGCCCGCACAAGGACGACGGCAUCGUCGUCUUCGUGGCGCUGGAGCCCGAGUACGCGCGGUGCUUUGAGGACGUCUUCUACAACCAGUAAAACCCAGGGACCUAAUCGAUCAUCCAGAUUUUGGAGAGAGUGAAACGCAUCAACUUGCCAUCAGAGAGGAGCAUUUUUUUUUUGUGUUUGGGAUUCACAAGUCUUGCAUUUGUAUUUUAUUUAGAAUUUGCCAUCAGAGAGCGAGAGCAGCAUUGUUGUCA